Aspergillus steynii IBT 23096 is the source of this 1032-nucleotide messenger RNA. RefSeq lists its product as uncharacterized. The record is from RefSeq and is a predicted model, not a curated record. The coding region runs from base 1 to 1032 and encodes 343 amino acids. The transcript is spliced from 2 exons. Lineage: Eukaryota; Fungi; Ascomycota; Eurotiomycetes; Eurotiales; Aspergillaceae.
AUGAAUCUAAUAUGCCCAGCAGGCCCUUAUCUCCUGCUCAUCCUGCUCAUCCUGCUCAUCCUGCUCAUCCUGCUCAUCCUGCUCAUCCUGCUCAUCCUGCUCAUCCUGCUCACCCUACCACCAGACAAGAGAAUCAUGCCCUCUCUAACUUCCCCCGUCGAGAGCGAUGUCCCUACCCAAGCUGAUCCACCAACAGCAACGCAGCUCUACAACGACAACCGAAAGCUUCCCCAAGAUCUUCCACAUCUAACCGACGUCCCCGAUCGCCUCCUCGGCCUCUCCAACUACGACACCUGGUCCUUCCUGAUCGAAACCGCGCUCGAAAGCGCCGACAUCCCCCAGCUCAUCCAGCCCUCCAUCGCACACCCACCCCCUUCAGACCCCUCCUACCCCCUCUGGCGACGCACCUCCCUCCUCGUCAAAAACUGGCUCGUCCGCCAGCUCGAACCCAGAUUCCUCUCCCGCGUCAUCCGCUUCACCAUCAUCCACACCAACACCACCAACCCCCAGCCCCAGCCCCAAACCCCCACCUCCACAACCACCUCCGCGCCCCUCUUCGCCGACACCAUGUACACCAUCAUCCGACGCGUCGCGCUCGACCAAACGCCCGGCCUCCAAGCCCUCCGCUGCGAAAUCACCUACCUAAACUGCAUCUUCCUGGACCGGGAGCAGUUCGCGUCCGCACGCGACUUCAUCGCCGCGUUCCGCGACGCCGUGCACCUGACGAACCGGCUACAUUGCACCGUGACGGCGUACUGCGCGGCAUUGCUGCUCCUGCGUGCCCUGCGUCCGGACCUGCAGGGUCUGGUGGACGUCCAGAUCGAGGAGUUUGAUCGCGAGGAUGCGCCGAGGGGGUACUCGUUUGGGCGGUUUGAUUCGUUGUGUGAUUUUUUGUCCUUGAGGUUGUUGGUUGAGGGCGGGGAGGGGAUUCCGGUUGAUACGGUGGGGGUUGAUGAUCUUGAUGAUCUUGAGGGGGAGGGGGAUGGGGGUGGGGAUACGGAGAGGGAUGAGGAUGGGGAUGGGGAUGAGUGA